AUGGAGCUGGAUAACAGCUCCCUGGACUACUUCACCAGCAACUUCACAGAGAUCCCCAACGCCACCAGCGUUCCGCCCUGGAGCGAGGCCACGCUGCUCGGCCUGCAGGUCUCCCUCUCGGCGCUGCUCGCUCUCGUCACCUUGGCCACCGUGCUUUCGAACGCCUUCGUCAUCGCCACCAUCUUUCUGACGAGGAAGCUGCACACGCCUGCCAACUUCCUGAUUGGCUCCCUGGCCGUCACCGACAUGCUGGUGUCUAUUUUAGUCAUGCCGAUCAGCAUCGUCUACACCGUGAGCAAGACGUGGGCGCUGGGGCAGAUUGUGUGUGACAUCUGGCUGUCGUCCGACAUCACCUUCUGCACGGCCUCCAUUUUGCACUUGUGUGUGAUCGCGCUUGAUCGCUACUGGGCCAUCACAGACGCUCUGGAGUACACCAAACGUCGAACCAUGCGGCGGGCGGCUGUCAUGGUCGGGGUGGUGUGGGUGAUCUCCAUCUCAAUUUCCAUGCCUCCACUUUUCUGGCGGCAGUCCAAAGCCCACGAGGAGCUGACUGAGUGCAUGGUGAAUACAGAUCAGAUCUCAUAUACCCUAUACUCCACCUUUGGAGCCUUCUACAUUCCCACAGCGCUUCUCAUCAUACUCUACGGACAGAUCUAUGUUGCCGCCCGCUCCCGCAUCUUCAAAACGCCAUCGUCCUCUGGGAAGCGCUUCACCACAGCGCAGCUCAUCCAGACCUCGGCAGGCUCCUCUCUCUGUUCUCUUAAUUCUGCCUCACACCAGGAAGCACACCUACACUCCGACAGCCCUGGAGGUGGCGGAGGAGGAGGGGGGUCGCCUCUGAUCAUGAACAUGGUGAAAGUGAAGUUGGCAGACAGCGUGGUGGAGAGGAAACGUCUGUGCGCGGCGCGGGAGAGGAAAGCAACCAAAACUCUGGGUAUCAUCCUGGGAGCGUUCAUCGUCUGCUGGCUGCCGUUCUUCGUCGGCACUCUGGUCUUGGCCAUAUGUAAAAACUGCUGGUUCGACCCGGUGCUUUUUGAUAUAUUCACCUGGCUGGGAUACCUGAACUCCCUCAUCAACCCUGUGAUCUACACCGUCUUCAACGACGAGUUCAAACAGGCUUUUCAAAAACUCAUGAAAUUCAGACGUUUCUCCUGA
Messenger RNA from Limanda limanda (common dab), 1155 nucleotides. It is a transcript of the gene htr1d, whose product is annotated as 5-hydroxytryptamine (serotonin) receptor 1D, G protein-coupled. Gene Ontology annotation, cellular component: dendrite; plasma membrane. NCBI's taxonomy places the organism in Eukaryota, Metazoa, Chordata, Actinopteri, Pleuronectiformes, Pleuronectidae. Gene Ontology annotation, biological process: G protein-coupled receptor signaling pathway, coupled to cyclic nucleotide second messenger; smooth muscle contraction; regulation of behavior. Gene Ontology annotation, molecular function: G protein-coupled serotonin receptor activity; neurotransmitter receptor activity. Bases 1 to 1155 code for a protein of 384 amino acids. The transcript has a single exon. The record is from RefSeq and is a predicted model, not a curated record.